UCCUGACAACCGAUCCUCCAUCUUUCCACGUCAAGAUUGCUAAGGAGGAGGAGGUGGUCACCCUCGUUCUCUGUCUCGUGUCUUCGCAUCUUUAUCUCCACGUUUAAACUACUGUUCAGUAGUUAGCUAAGAUGGUGAAUCAUAGAGUCCCAUUGGUGCAAAGCAAGCGGUUCUCCACCCCUAGGAGGCCUUUUGAGAAGCCAAGACUCGACCAGGAGCUCAAGCUUGUUGGAGAGUAUGGUCUUCGCAAUAAGAGGGAGUUAUGGAUUGUCAAGAUGUUCCUGGCUAAGAUUCGUAAGGCUGCCCGUGUGUUGCUUACCCUAGACGAGAAGGAUGCUAGACGUCUUUUCCAGGGCAAUGCUCUGUUGCGUCGUCUGGUACGGACAGGUGUUCUGGAAGAAGGUCGUAUGAAACUUGAUUACGUUUUGGGUUUAAAACCUGAAGAUUUCCUUGAACGUCGUCUGCAAACCCAAGUUUUCAAGUUGGGUUUGGCCAAGUCAAUUCAUCAUGCUCGUGUACUCAUCAAACAAGGGCAUAUCAGGGUUCGCAAGCAAGUUGUCAAUGUGCCAUCCUUCAUUGUGCGCCUAGAUUCUCAGAAACACAUUGAUUUCUCACUCAAGAGUCCAUUUGGUGGUGGCAGAUAUGGUCGUGUCAAGAGGAAGAACAUGCGCAAGGGUGGUAGCAAGGCUGAGGAUGGCAGUGGUGAUGACGAGUAGAUGUUUUUCCUUGUAAUGCUUUAAUAAAAUAAAGCUGUUAA
This is a messenger RNA of Cherax quadricarinatus, 757 nucleotides long. It is a transcript of the gene RpS9, whose product is annotated as ribosomal protein S9. Gene Ontology annotation, biological process: ribosomal small subunit biogenesis; translation. Gene Ontology annotation, cellular component: cytosolic small ribosomal subunit. Gene Ontology annotation, molecular function: structural constituent of ribosome; rRNA binding. NCBI's taxonomy places the organism in Eukaryota, Metazoa, Arthropoda, Malacostraca, Decapoda, Parastacidae. The record is from RefSeq and is a predicted model, not a curated record.